Trichoderma atroviride IMI 206040 is the source of this 2606-nucleotide messenger RNA. RefSeq lists its product as uncharacterized. Gene Ontology annotation, molecular function: 5'-flap endonuclease activity. The record is from RefSeq and is a predicted model, not a curated record. Gene Ontology annotation, biological process: DNA repair; DNA replication. Gene Ontology annotation, cellular component: nucleus; Slx1-Slx4 complex. Lineage: Eukaryota; Fungi; Ascomycota; Sordariomycetes; Hypocreales; Hypocreaceae.
AUGGCAUCCCCUAACGCCUUUCUGCCCUCACCAUCACGAAGUGCCCGGCAGACGUCGCAUUUCUUCCGCUCUUCAUCUCCUGACCUGCCUGCUAUUGGAGAUAUACUAUCACCUGGCGUAAGAAUCCGGUCACCUAGAUUUGGCGACAAAACACUGGUGAUCUCUUCCGACGAAGAGUCUGCAGUCAAAGACCGCGAUAAAAAGAAACGCUCCAAAAGUGUGACUGCGGGGCCAACUCCGUCAGUCUCGAAUAGAUCUGGUACCGCCGAUGAUGGUGACAGUUCUUUAUGCAUCAUUGAUCCUCCCGCUACGCAUACUCCGGUGGCUCAGAGAAACCAUGCGACGCCACCAAGAUUCAGAGCACAAUCUAGCUCUCCCACAAAAGAUCAGCCUUGGAGAAAGUUCAAGUCAAUAACAGACAAUUUUCAAGGCGACAGUCCCGAAGGCCAGGAGACUAAAUCUGAAGUCAUUAGGACUAUAUCAUCCCCACGGCCAGCAAGCAAUCUACCUCCAGUAGUGGAGCCAAACUCCAAGCGAGCGGGAAAUGAUAUCAAUGAGCCGCUACGAUUGGAACCGGCCAUGAUUCGAAGACUGGACUGGACACCCCCAUCUAAUAAGACUUUGGCCAUUCAUGAGCAACAGUCUUCUUCUGCUAUGAAGGAUACGCGUUCGCCAGAGUUUCAAGAAGAAGACCAAAAUUUUGAGCAGAUCCUCGAUGCCUACAAAUGCACAGAUAGCUUACAGCAAAAUGUUUCAACGCCAUCAGGAGAAGGGGCCAAUGUUUUGGGAAAGCGAAAGCUUCUCGAGAUGGUUGUCACAGCUGCAGCACCCGCAGCUGUAUCCGCUGAAGUUCAAGAAAAAUCUCCUGUGAAACAAAAGGUGCCAAGGAAAAGACCACGCACCAUAACAGAGAUUGCAACCUCGGCGUACAGAGUGCCAGACGCGCUUGAGCCAGUGCCAGGAGCGAUGAACGAUUUUUUUGUCACGAUCACGCACAAUGACACAGAUGAUCCAGCCGCUAAAGACGAAUCCAAGAAAAAGCCUAAAAGGAAGACGGCAAAAGCUGCGGCCAAGAAAAAGAAGAAACUAUCACCACCGUCACCAAUUCUACUACCCCCAGCAGAGGCGCUUCAAGAAGUUGCGAGACAAGAUUUUGUCUUUGGAACCUCGAGCCAAUUAGCGAUUGAAAACUCACCCACCUUUUUACGAGACCUUCAAGCUGCGAUGAGGCGCUCGAAUCGGGCUGACUACGUGGAUCUUGACAGCCCUCUAAAUAGUGACGGUAUCGAGCUUCCAGAGCGAAAGAGGUUAUGGGCUGCUGGUGCUCGUGACAUUGAUGGAGAUUUGUUUGAUCUUGAAAUCAACAAGAUUACGGAAAGAUCAUCUCAACCAGUACCCAUGCCGUAUGAUAACGAAGAUCCAUUUGGUUACAUUGGCGGAGACACAAAAACUACACUGCCUGCGAAGGAUGAUGUUGGAGCCCAAGCUGAACUACCAAGCGGUCCCCUUAUCAACAUCAACGAAGUUCUCCCCAAUGGCGCCAAGCCCAUCGAAAUCAACGACGACUCUAUAUUAGCAGGUGGCGAAAGUCUAAUUGAAUCUCCCGUCAAACAAGUGUCCAACCUGGCUGGUGGAUCCCAAUCUUCAAAGACGCACAGACUCGGGGGCCCAAGCAAUUCAGAUCAAACCCAACAUCACAGUUCAAAACCCUCAUUCGAAUUGUUUACGGAUGCCCAGCUGUCCAAAGAAGUGGCUUCAUACGGGUUCAAAGCCAUCAAAUCGCGCCAAGCAAAAAUAUCUUUGUUAGAGCAUUGUUGGCAGAGCAAAAGCGGUAUACAACAGCCUAACUCUACGAGAACAUUUACUACUUCCGCAGCCACAGGAAAAAGCGCAUUGGACAAUAGCGUCCGGACACCACGUGGAAGGCCGAGGAAGAAUAGCGCCUCUAGUUCACCGGAGAUACAAGAGCCACCGCCGUCUGCACAACCUCCUGUGUCUCCGUCAAAGCCUCGUGGGAGACCGAAGAAGUCUGUUACUGCUGCAAAACGUACCACAACAGGUCCUUCGAAAGGGAAAAGGGCUUCACCAAAAGCGUCAACAGAAACUCCCACGGCACAAAAGCGCAAACCAAAGGCGACCAAAGUCAUUGUAGAGAUUCCGGAUUCAGCAUCUGAUAGCGAGCACAGCCUACCCUCAGACCCGGCCUCCUCUCCCGGGCUCCCCUUUUCACAGCCUCGUGUGGACCUCUCCACAUCCGUCAUGGACGACACAGAUCUCAACUUGUCUGGAGAUCAGUCGCUGGGUUACGAGUACAUAACUAAAGCCGUGCAGUCGGCACCACGGACAACAGACCCGAAAGAUCCUUCUUGGCAUGAGAAAAUAUUGCUCUAUGACCCGAUUGUACUCGAAGACUUCACGACGUGGCUGAAUUGCGGGCAACUAACACGUGUGGGAUUCGACGGCGAAGUGAGCACGAUGGAAGUCAAGCAGUGGUGCGAGUCCAAGAGUAUAUGCUGUCUGUGGAAAGUCAAUCUGCGUGGUAAGGAGAGGAAACGGUAUUAAUGAAGAGCAUGAGCAUGAGCAUGAGCAUGAGCAUGAGCAUGAGC